UAAGAAACCAAACUCGAGUUGGUGAAACGUUUUAAACACAAAAGGGCAGAAAUCGAGAGGUUGAGCAGAAGAAAGACAGAGAGAUUCAAUGGAGAGAGUGAAUCAAACAUUCUUCUUAUCACAUGGUUCUCCCACGUUGAGCAUUGAUGACAAGUUAGAAGCAAGACACUUCUUCAGAUCAUGGAAGGACAAAGUCUUUCCACAGAACCCCAAAUCGAUUUUAGUCAUCUCCGCACAUUGGGACACCGAGUUCCCGUCCGUCAACACUGUUCUGAGAAACUCCACUAUCUACGAUUUCAAUGGUUUCCCGGAUCCCAUGUACAAGCUGAAGUAUGAAGCACCAGGAGCUAUUGAAUUGGCAAAAAGGGUUAGAGAGUUGUUAAUGGGAGGAGGAGGAAUGAAGCGUGUUGAUGAAGAUACAGAGAGAGGACUUGAUCAUGGAGCUUGGGUUCCUCUUAUGUUGAUGUAUCCUGAUGCGGAUAUACCUGUUUGUCAACUCUCUGUUCAAUCAUCUCAAAGUGGGACUUACCAUUACAACAUGGGCAAAGCACUGGCUCCAUUGAAAGACGAAGGUGUUCUUAUCAUUGGAUCUGGAAGUGCCACUCAUAACUUGAGGAAGCUUGAAUUUAGUAUCACUGAUGGCUCAGCGGUUCCUUGGGCUUUAGAGUUUGAUCAUUGGCUCAGAGAUUCCCUCCUUCAAGGAAGGUAUGGAGAUGUGAAUGAGUGGGAAGAGAAAGCUCCAAAUGCGAAAAUGGCGCAUCCAUGGCCCGAGCAUUUCUACCCAUUACACGUUGCAAUGGGUGCCGUUGGUGAUGAUGCCAAGGCAGAGCAAAUCCACACAAGCUGGCAAUUUGGGACUCUGUCUUAUUCUUCUUAUAGCUUCACUUCUUCCCUUUGAAACAUUUCAUCUUUAUAUCCCUCGUUGUGUCUACUUUAAUGUAAGCGUUGAGUAUUUCACAUAUCUUUAAUAAACUAAAUCCUUGUAUGCAAAAUACAAACUCUUUGUGAAUUGCAAUGACAAUAGUUUAGUUUGGUUUUUGUAUAUUAUGGGAUUGCCAUUGAUGUAUGAAAAUGUUGCGUAUCUGAAGAAUUUAGGUAUUGUAGCAUUAGUAACUACACAUAAAUAUUUCUGUAACACUUGUAACAGGUCAGAAAUUGAUUGAA
Molecule: messenger RNA, 1164 nt
Organism: Eruca vesicaria subsp. sativa (arugula)
Lineage: Eukaryota; Viridiplantae; Streptophyta; Magnoliopsida; Brassicales; Brassicaceae
Source: the annotation of a GenBank genome assembly